AUGGCUGAAGGCAGCCCGCUUCCCUUUCCCUCCCCCAGACUCAUCCUUGGAGACCACGCCGCCACCGCCCCCGCCCCCGCCAACGCCGCCGAUGAUGCGUCAGAGCAGCCCGAAAACGCCAAAAAGGACACCAAACACGCUCGCCGUCCCAGCAAAGACCGCAAGACCGCGCCUCGCAAGGCGCCCGCGGUAGACAAAGAUGCCAACGUCGUCAAGCCCAAGCAAACCAAGUCACGAAACGGUAUUACCAUGCUUACUUACCACGCACCGAGGCACCAGAACAUCUCCUCCCAUCAUAUCCGACCGUCUUACAUGGUCAUAUAUGAGUUUCACUCACGGACUUGAGAACCCUGAUGGCAAUGCUGAUAGAAGGUUUUGGCAGGAUGCGUGACCUGCAAAGCGAAACGUUUGAAGUGUGGCGAAGAGAAGCCCGCCUGUCAAAAUUGUGCCGCAUCCCAUCUCUCCCACCACACUUCUCAUCAACUGACCAGCGUGCAUCUGCAGGCGCGAAGAGAAAGAUCCCAUGCGGCGGUUACAAGAAGGUCUUCCAGUGGCGAGACUAUGGAAAGCCCGACGUCAAGACGAACAUCGAGCGUCAGAAGCAGGGUACGUCGAGCAAGUCGGGUCCCGUCUCUUUUGGCUCACAGAACUAGCAGCGACAUCAAACUCCCCGGUGCGCAAAUCUGCAGACUCUUCUGCCUCGGUGACGCCUUCAAAUGAGCAUCCUCCGAAGUUGCCUGGCUUGCCACAGGUUACGCCUGUGGAGACGAAGAGGAACGGUCAAGCUGCGUCGCCCGACCACGACGGUCUACCUACUCAGCCAUCGCGUCAGAGGAGGCAGAGCCCUUCGCCUCGGAAACAUGCCCAUAAUCCUCGAGAUAGCAUCUUCUCCCGCCCUGUCGAAGAAUCCCCCGAGCCUGCACCACCUCCUGAGCCGGAAGACGAGGGUCCCUCUUCGGAGUUUGCGAGCGUAAACUUCAAUCCCCAAUCGCUCUUCGCUUACCGCACGCGCUCGCUCUCCCCAGCACCCGUCAGAGGUCGUUCGCCGACCUUGACAGAAUUCUUGCAGGCGGAGCACCCUCUGGACGACGUCGAAAAUGGCAUUCAUCAGGACUUUGUCCCUUUCUCGCUCCCAGAUGACAUGCAUUUACCGCUCUGGACCACUGGUGCGGACGAUCCCACGCUGACGGCCGAGCACAUCUUUGAAGACCCCAGCAACAUGUUUGUGCCAAUUCAGAACAUUCAGGGGCACUCGUUUGCCUGGUCUCCCGGUCUCAACACGCCAACGUCGUCGGACACACCUGGAUCUCCCAACCAAUCACUUGCUCAGUGGAAUCACCCACUGCCGCAAAUUUUUAUGCAGCCAGAGUUCCCAAUCGACAGCCAUGAGCACCUUGCCAUGCGCUUCCUCAACACGACCUGCGGCAUUCUCUCAAUCAUGGAUGGAGCGACCGAGAAUCCCUGGCGCACACUGAUCUGGCCAAUGGCACAGACUUCGGCAGCUCUCUACCAUGCCCUGAUGGCAAUGGCUGCUUACCACGCUGCUCAUGAUUUUCCGGUGCUUAGGGUCGUUGGCCACGAAAACAAACAUGCGAGCAUCCAGAAUAUUGGCGCUGGUAUUAGAGACGUGAGUAUGUCUGAUCAGGCAGCAAUAGCGACAGCACUGGCCCUAGCUUUCUCCGAGUCCUGGGACCAACAUACAGCAACCGGCAAUAGCCACAUCAAAGGUGCUCAGGUGUUGGUCGGACGUUGCGUGGAAGGCCACCGGCGAAAACCCGUCACUGGCGUCGAGUUGAGCAGGCUCAAAUUCCUCUGCAACGCUUGGGUCUUCAUGGACGUCAUUUCACGCUUGACUUCAGUGGACAGUGACGAGUCCAACGACUUUGACAACGCAUUUUUAUUCGCUUCGAAUUCUUCAAACGUAGUUCAAGGAACAGAAAAGCACAGCAAAGACGGCUUCGGGAUCAACUUUGGCAUGCCUAUCGAUGCUCGACUGGAUCCUCUCAUGGGCUGCGCCGGUACACUCUUUCCACUCAUUGGGCGCGUGGCCAACCUCGUUCGAAAGGUGUGCAGGUCGCAAACCAAUUCUCCAGGUAUUGUCAGCCACGCCAGGGACCUCAAAUUCGCCAUCGACAGGUGGGAGUCGCCGGAAGAAAUCGAAUGUCCGCAGGAUCCAACAACUGCCGUUCAGGAUACCCUGCAGACAGCGGAGGCAUAUCGCUGGGCAACACUCCUCCAUCUGCAUCAAUCCGUCCCGGAGCUCCCCUCCUUGACGUCGGCCGACCUUGCACAGAAGAUUCUGGCUGCCUUGGCCACGGUUCCGACCACGUCCAGGACGCUCGUUGUGCAGAUCUAUCCACUCAUGGUGGCUGGCUGCGAGGCCUCAGAGGCCGAGGACCGUCAGUGGGUCCGCGAGCGUUGGCAGGUCAUGGCUGAGCGAAUGCGCAUCGGAGUCAUCGACAAGUGCAUGCAGGUCACCGAGGAGGUUUGGCGUCGCAAGGAUGCAUACGAAGCGAAGCCAAUCACGCAUCGAAAACUGGUGAAGACGGCUGAGCUCAACCCAGCUAGGCGGAGAGGUUCGCCAUUUCCACCUCGACGCGCGACAGAGGUCCUCAACUCCGAUCCUGGCCGGACCGGUGUUGUUUUCAGUUAUGUGGAGUCUGAAAGCGAGCCCAUGGGGAACCCGCUCAAGGACUUGAAUGGGCCAGAAUCUGCAAGAUGGAGGAAGGAUGUUUCAGACCGCGUCAUGGUGGAUCCGGCGUACUCGGUUCGAGGUCACUUGCAUUGGGUUGGCGUGAUGUGGGAUUGGGGUUGGGAGGGUAAGUGUGGCACGGAAUCUUCCACGGCAGAUGACAAUCGCUUACUGUGCGGACAGUUUUACUUGGAUGA
Messenger RNA from Lecanosticta acicola, 2889 nucleotides. Lineage: Eukaryota; Fungi; Ascomycota; Dothideomycetes; Mycosphaerellales; Mycosphaerellaceae. The record is from the annotation of a GenBank genome assembly.